GGAUAAAACCCCCUCGGUGUGCUGGGGGGGGCUGCAGUCCGGAGCUGGUGGAGCCGCGGCCGCAUCCUGCCCACCCAUGACAGCCUUCCUGGCCACGCCGGGCGAGGGUCCCCCCUCGGGCACCGUCCCCGGGUGGGCGUGCGAGGGGCCGGGGGCCGGCGGCAAGAACCGGCGUGUGUGCCACGCCGCGGCACGGCUGGAGAUGGGCAGCCUCUGGGAGGAGUUCAACCGCCUGGGCACCGAGAUGAUCGUCACCAAGGCGGGCAGGAGGAUGUUCCCCACCUUCCAGGUGAAGCUGUCGGGGCUGGACCCGUCGGCCGACUACGUGCUGCUGAUGGACUUCGUCCCGCUGGAUGACAAGAGAUACAGGUACGCCUUCCACAGCUCCUCCUGGCUGGUGGCCGGCCGUGCCGACCCGGCAGCCCCCGGCCGUGUCCAUUUCCACCCCGACUCGCCCGCCAAGGGGGCCCAGUGGAUGCGGCAGAUCGUCUCCUUCGACAAGCUCAAGCUCACCAACAACCUCCUGGACGACAACGGCCACAUCAUCCUCAACUCCAUGCACCGCUACCAGCCCCGCUUCCACGUGGUGCUGGUGGACCCCCGGCGCGACAGUGAGCGCUUCGCCCACGAGAACUUCAAGUCCUUCAGCUUCCCCGAGACCCAGUUCAUGGCGGUGACGGCUUACCAGAACCACCGGAUCACCCAGCUGAAGAUCGCCAGCAACCCCUUCGCCAAGGGCUUUCGGGACGGGGACCCUGAGCCAUGGUGUGGGGGCACGCUGUCCCCCCCCCGGGCUGCCGCGCAGCAGAAAGGUCGUGGGGCUGGGGGCCGCGCUGCGCCCCCGCUGCUCCCCCGUGGCCGUGGGGCGCUGGCAGCCGUGGCCCCCCCCGGCUUCCCCACGCCGCCUUUCCAGCCCCUCGCCUACCCCCCCGGGGUCUACAUGGGGGCCAAACCCCGCGCCGGCCCCUACCCGCUGCCCCCCCUGCGGCCAGCUGGCUUCAGCAGCGCUGCGACCACCUUCGGCUAUGGGCAGCAGUGAGGGGGGACCCCCUGCGCCCCCCCCUUGGACCCUCA
Messenger RNA from Anas platyrhynchos (mallard), 1074 nucleotides. NCBI's taxonomy places the organism in Eukaryota, Metazoa, Chordata, Aves, Anseriformes, Anatidae. The record is from RefSeq and is a predicted model, not a curated record.